Medicago truncatula (barrel medic) is the source of this 1104-nucleotide messenger RNA. RefSeq names its product diacylglycerol O-acyltransferase 2D. Bases 14 to 958 code for a protein of 314 amino acids. The record is from RefSeq and is a predicted model, not a curated record. Gene Ontology annotation, cellular component: endoplasmic reticulum membrane. Gene Ontology annotation, biological process: triglyceride biosynthetic process. The transcript has 9 exons. Lineage: Eukaryota; Viridiplantae; Streptophyta; Magnoliopsida; Fabales; Fabaceae. Gene Ontology annotation, molecular function: diacylglycerol O-acyltransferase activity.
ACAAAACAAAAUCAUGGGAAAAGUGUUACAAAGAAACACUAAAUCAAGUAACCGUUUAAAAUCUGUUGUAGCAUUAGCUUUGUGUUUCGGAGCAAUUCAUUUCAAUAUUGCUUUGAUACUCUUUGCUCUCUUCUUCCUACCUCUCUCAAAAGCACUUUUAGUUUUUGCUUUGCUCAUAGUGUUUAUGGUGCUUCCUGCGAAUAAGAACAGUUAUUUGGGUCGAAAAAUAUCCAGAUUCAUAGGCAAACAUGUUCGUAGUUAUUUCCCUAUCACGCUUCACUUAGACGACGAUCCACAAGCUUUCCAUCCAAACCAAUCUUAUGUUUUUGCCUAUGAGCCACAUUCAGUUUUUCCAUUCGGCAUAUUUGCACUUCUUGAUAACGUAGACUUCCCUAUUCCAAAUAUAAGAUUUCUUGUCAGCAGCUCAGUUUUCUACAUACCAUUUUUGAGACAAGUAUGGAUAUGGUUGGGUUUUACAUCAGUGGAUAAGAAGAAUUUAAUUUCCUUGUUGGAAGCUGGCAAUAGUUGCAUGUUAGUACCUGGUGGAAACCGUGAAACCCUUUUUAUGGAGCAUGGGUUCGAGAAUGUAUUUCUCAAAGAAAGAAGAGGAUUUGUUCGAAUAGCAAUGGAGAUGGGUCACCCCCUUGUUCCAGUUUUCUGCUUUGGUCAGACAAAAACUUAUAAAUGGUGGAAAGUUCCUGGUAAGUUAAUUGAGAAUAUUGCGAGGUCUUUGAAAACGAUUCAACUGAUAUUUUGGGGAGUACUCGGAUCUCCUAUACCAUUCAAGAAUCCAUUGUAUGUCGCGGUGGGUAGACCAAUUCAGGUUGAGAAAAUUUUGGAACCAACAAGAGAGCAGGUUGCCAAAGUACACAGUGAGUUUCUUGAAGCACUUCAAGAUCUUUUUGAACGACACAAGACUCAAGCUGGAUAUACAAACCUUAAGUUGAAAUUUGUUUGAAGAAACCAUGAUUUAUCCCAUAUAUUUUAGUUGGUUUAUGUUUUUUAUUUUUUGAAGGAUGUUGGUUCAUGUAUUUAUUUAGUAUUAUGGAUAUGGGAAGAAGCAUUUGUAGAUUCUAUAGCUGCAAGUCAAUGGGUUAGGUUUAC